Molecule: messenger RNA, 537 nt
Organism: Eutrema salsugineum
Lineage: Eukaryota; Viridiplantae; Streptophyta; Magnoliopsida; Brassicales; Brassicaceae
Product: NADH dehydrogenase [ubiquinone] 1 alpha subcomplex subunit 1
Exons: 3
Coding region: 48-245 (65 amino acids)
Source: RefSeq, a predicted model, not a curated record
AGAGAAGAAGGAGAAUCGAAGGAAGGAAAAAGGAGAAGACGAAGAAGAUGUCUUUGGUGUGGCUAGAAGCGGCUCUGCCUCUCGGAAUUAUCGGAGGGAUGCUUUGCAUUAUGGGAAACUCUCAGUACUACAUCCACAAAGCUUAUCAUGGCCGACCGAAGCACAUCGGCCACGAUGAAUGGGAUGUUGCUAUGGAGAGACGCGACAAGAAAGUCGUCGAGAAAGCCACAGCUCCUUCCUCAUGAUCCGCUUUCUUUUCAAUUGUCCCUCAGGGGCUUAAGGAGAACACUUGUGGUCACAAAUAAAGUAUAUUCCAGAAGACGCAGCAGCUGGAGACUCUAUUACUGUUAUUCCCGUUUGAUUUUUCUUGGAGACAAGUUCGGAUAAAGCUUUGAAGCUAAAAAAAAAACCUUUCCUGCUUUCGAAAUUCAGACCGUAAUUACAUUUGGUUUAUAACAUUUUUCUAUUUUGUUUGUGUGAUAAAUGUUGUUUAAAUUUCAUGAGAUUUGGUUUACAACUACAUUCUUGCUGUGUGGA